AUGUCUGGUAUCGAAAGCUUUUUAGAUGAAAUUAAAUGCCAAAUUGAACAAGACUCAUCUCAGAGAGAGCACCUACGUGAACUAGAGCACCAAUUCGACUUAAAAUUGACACCUUAUAGAAAGAUAGUAAAUGAUAUUCUGUCCGUAAGACCAAGUGAAAUAUUGGAUCGUACAGUGGAUACGACUGCCCGUAUAGCAGAUGUUGCACUUCCAGACACGGAUUCAAUACUGAAAAUUUUCACUCAUUUUAGACUGAUGUUAGCUGAAAUACAAUGCAAAGAAGCACAACGUGAGCGUCUUACCAGUAAGUUCAUCGAAGAAUCAAUGUAUAUUUGUAUUGUGUGUCGUUACUUUCAGACAAUUGGUCGUUCUUUCGAAUCGUAUGAAAGUGGAAGUCUUGACAUUCCGUUACUAACUACUUGCUUGGUGGACAAGGGUCUAAUCGUUACUCCAAAGGAGAUUUCUGAAACAAUAUUUUUGGACAAAGUGGAUUAUCAAACUUACUUACUAGUCCUUUUGAGAUUGGUGGACGUAAUCCAGGAUUAUACCACUAGUGCUAUCAUUCAAUGUUCAAUGGGGGCUAAUGAAUCAGAUUCCUCGAUUGACUAUACGAUUGCAGUAAUUAACCUGCAGAUUGUUUCCAAACUUCAGAGUGGUUUCCAAUUGUUGGAUCUAAAGAAUGAUAUCUUACGGAAAAGAUACGACGGUUUAAAGUACGCCUCGCAGAGAUUGAACAAGAUUGUUUAUGAUUUAACUCUAAGAAAUUUGAUCUCUAUAAAGGGUAGUGUAUAUUAA
Hemisphaericaspora subhashii is the source of this 795-nucleotide messenger RNA. RefSeq lists its product as uncharacterized. Lineage: Eukaryota; Fungi; Ascomycota; Pichiomycetes; Serinales; Debaryomycetaceae. Gene Ontology annotation, cellular component: nucleus; cytoplasm. Gene Ontology annotation, molecular function: RNA binding; sequence-specific DNA binding. Bases 1 to 795 code for a protein of 264 amino acids. The transcript is spliced from 2 exons. The record is from RefSeq and is a predicted model, not a curated record.